AUGAUCGAAUUACGAUCAGGAACGAACGGGCUAGAACGUGCUUGUCGACUACAGCAAAAAAUAGAAGACAUUCUGCAACUGCAGACGGGCAUUGAAUUCACCUCCACAAGUGACGUGUUCGAGAAGGCUGUUGAACAGUUCGUUCGUAUUCAACAAGGUAGUCAGCUUCCUUGGAAAUUUAUCAUACUGACGUUUCCCUUCUGUUCUUCUCAGGCUUUCCUUGGAUUUGGCCAGUCUGCCGACAUUACAAUAAGACUGAAUGACGAGGAAUCACGAAAGACGGCCAAAAUUCGAGGAGAAGAUGGCCAACAGGAAACUCAUUAUUUGUUCUACGAUGGUGAAACGAUUUCUGGCACUGUAAACAUCGCGCUAAAGAAACCGAAUCAGAAACUCGACCAUCAGGGCAUUCGGAUCGAAUUCAUUGGACAGAUUGAGGUAUAUUAUGAUCGUGGGAACCAGCAUGACUUUAUUUCCCUAACGAAAGAUCUCGCAAGGCCAGGGGAGUUGACUCAAAACUCUUCAUUCAGCUUUGAGUUCCAGAAUGUAGAGAAACCUUACGAGUCUUACAUGGGCAUCAAUGUUAAACUUAGGUACUUUCUCCGUGUGACGAUUAUUCGGCGGAUAACAGACAUCACGAGAGAGAUGGAUCUCAUAGUUCACACCCUAAGUAGUUAUCCUGAUGCGGACGUCAAUCUUAAAAUGGAUGUUGGAAUUGAAGAUUGUCUUCACAUCGAAUUUGAAUACAAUAAGAGCAGAUACCAUCUCCAAGAUGUGAUAGUGGGGAAAAUAUAUUUCGUGCUGGUCCGUAUCAAAAUUAAACACAUGGAAAUUGCAAUAAUAAAGUCCGAAACAGUGGGUUCUGGCCCAAACGCUGCCAAGGAAACUGAUCCGGUAGCAAAAUUCGAGAUCAUGGACGGUGCUCCUGUCAGAGGAGAAUCUAUUCCAAUCCGUCUUUUUCUCGGUGGUCAUGACCUUGCUCCUACCAUGCGUGACGUUAGCAAGAAGUUUUCUGUUAGAUAUCUUCUUAACCUUGUCCUGGUCGAUGAGGAGGAUCGGCGAUACUUCAAACAACAGGAAAUAACAUUAUGGCGUAAGGCCGAUAAACAAAUCAGAAAACCGGAUCCCAUCUGUAAUGUGAUGAGCACGAAUGGAAGAGAAGGAAGUAUAAAGGUGAAUUCGGAGGACGAUAAUGAAAACGGUCAAGACUCAGCAAAUGACGAUCAGUAG
This is a messenger RNA of Angiostrongylus costaricensis, 1227 nucleotides long. Lineage: Eukaryota; Metazoa; Nematoda; Chromadorea; Rhabditida; Metastrongylidae. The record is from the annotation of a GenBank genome assembly.